Molecule: messenger RNA, 2732 nt
Organism: Betta splendens (Siamese fighting fish)
Lineage: Eukaryota; Metazoa; Chordata; Actinopteri; Anabantiformes; Osphronemidae
Gene: aste1b
Product: asteroid homolog 1b
Exons: 7
Coding region: 163-2415 (750 amino acids)
Source: RefSeq, a predicted model, not a curated record
AUUCAAUAUUACACGUUUUACAAAAAGCGUUAUUUAGCACAAAAUAUCAUAUAGCUUUGUUAGUGGCCACGGCUUUUACUUUGAAGUAUGACGUGAUACGGAAAUAUCUGCGCAACAAAUUUAAUGAGCAGCGAAGGGAAGUUGAGCUGGUCCUGAGAUGUCAUGGGUGUGCAGGGUCUAACCACCUAUGUGGAGGGGAACCGAAACUUCCUCCAGCACGUGAGGUUCAGGGACAGCCGUCUUGUGAUCGAUGGCUGCAGCCUGUAUUUCCGCCUGUACUUUACUUAUGGUUUGGACCAGCCGCACGGAGGCGAUUAUGAUGCUUUUGCAUUGCUACUUAGCCAGUUCCUCUCUGCACUAGAAGCCUGUAACAUCCAGCCGUACGUGGUUCUGGAUGGAGGGUUGGACCCCAGUGACAAGAAGUUUCCAACAGUGCGGGAGCGUCUGCUGUCCAACAUAAAGAAGGCAGACAGUAUCUCUCAUGGACGCAAUGGCUCUGUUCUCCCCAUCCUCACAAGAGAUGUGUUCAUUCAGGUCCUUUUGCAGAGAGGAGUCCCAUUGUUUCAGUGCCCGGCUGAGGCUGACUGGGAGAUUGCAUGUUUGGCUCGCCAGUGGAAGUGCCCAGUUCUGACUAGUGACAGCGACUUUUACAUCUUUGACCUGCCAGGUGGUUACCUGCCCUUUCAAUUUUUUCAGUGGACUAACCUUAAUGGUAAAGCUUCUCACCAGUACAUCCCAGCUCAGUGCUACACCACUAACAGGUUUUGUCACUGGUUUGGGGGCAUGAACCAGGAGUUGCUACCUUUAUGUGCUGUCCUGGCUGGUAACGACUAUGGCGCUCCAAAAGAAGCUGAAAGGCUCCUCUCUAUCUUAGAUCUGAGUGAGUCAGCAAGAGGUGGCAGAGGUAGUGCUGCCACCUUUCGUAUUGAAGGCAUCCUCCUCUGGCUGUCUGCUUUUUCAAGUCCAGCAGAGGCCCUGGAAAAAGUAAGCAGACUAAUGGGGGAGGACGGCAGAAGGAGCAGGCAAGGACAGGAUGGGCUCAGCUCACAACUUUGGGCAGCCAUGCAGGAGUACAACAUCGCUUCUCGAAGCUCGUUGGCUCGCUGGUUCUCUGGAAGCAAGGCAGCUCCAGGGGGGCCAAACUCUGGGUUUGCAAAGCUACCGGAGUCCCUUUCACAAGUUGCAGCGCAGGGGCUUUUGGCCCCCUUCAUCAUAGAUGCACUAGGGAUGCGCAGGGUUCUGCUCAUGCCUCAGGUGGAGAACAGCAAGCUAGCCAGCAGCCACUGUAGUGCCAGAGCUAUACGCCAGGCUAUAUAUGGGAUCUUACUGCAGAGGGGUCCAGAUAAUAUGGCUCUGGCCGUGGGAGAUGCCAUGCAAGUUCACGGCACCAGGGUACAAGAAAACAUCAGCCAGGAUAUGAGAGGUGGGAGAGGGCGAGAGGCACGGGGACGUGGAAAGGGCUGGGCAGGUAGGGACCAGGGCAACAGUUUACCCACACAGCAUGGUGUAAAUAUAGGGUUCAGCCAUGAACAAACGUCUGGGGCGUCAGUCCAGGCUCAGGGCUCCACCGCCUCAGUUUGUGUGCAAGAGUACGACCGUCUGGACCUGAACUUGAAGAAAACCCAAGUAGAGGCAAAUCCCCUGAGAACCCCUAUAAACCUGGAAACACUUGGCCAGGCUCCUGUGGCAGUUCGUCUGGCUGCCUUGUUAGAAGCCUUAGGGGUGAACAGCGCAGCUCUGUCUUCUGUUCCUCUGCACCUGAAGUUGGCUGUGGCAGUGACAGGCUUCUGGCUGCGACAGGCCGUCCCUAAACCAUCACAGCCCCAGCUUCAGGCUCUGCUGCUGGGCAUGGUCUAUGGAGAGCUGUCCUCGAACAGCCAGCCUGGAGCUACCCACUACCCACAUGGGGGCCCAAAGGUAAAUUGGGCUGCAGAGCGUAAUGUGUGGACCGCACUGGAUCGGCGACGUGUGAGAUCAGGUGAGAGACGGGGCAUAGAUUUGGCAGUGGCUCACAGUCUGAGCCAGUGGCAGGCCUGCCUCUGGAGCGGUAUGUGUCUCAACCAGCUGUUACUUCAACCGCUGCCUGAUCCCCACCUGUCAUGGUUAUAUAGCGGUACCUUGGUCCAUGGCGUCAUCAGGUAUCUAAAAGGGGGAGGGUCUGCUGAGUCCCUCCUAGCCGGGGGUUCCUCGUCUGGACAACUCUACUCCUCCCUUCUGGAUGCUGCCAUCAAGUGCAGCUUUAAAGCCAAUCCCUCCUCUUACGUAACAGGGAGCAGGAAAAGGGGCGGUGGCCGGGGAAGGAGAGGAAGAAGGGGAGGUGGGAGAGGAGCAAGGGGAGAGGGACAAGGGGCUACUGCAGACUUAAACAAUAAGUUUGCCCUGCUGAUGAGUGAGGAGGAUUUUGAUAGUGAUUAGCGAGGAUGCAAAGGACAAUAUAUUUAUUCAACAAUAGCGAAGGACCAAAUGAGGUUGAAUAUUCCAGUGAUUGUUAGGAGCUGCUAUGAAUUUUUAAAUGAAAAACAAGUGUAAAUAUUUACUACAGAACGUCUGUACCUGUAAUUUUAUUGCACUAUUUUAAUCUCCAUUUGUAAAGCUGCCUGCUUUUUAUGUACAGAUUUCUUUUGUCAUUUUGUCCAAAGCCCAUUCUUGUCAUAUUUUAGCUUUCUAACAUUUUUUAAUAUCAGUAUUCAAAAGAAUGAAAGUCUAAAUAAUUAAAAUAUUUUUAACAGAAA